GGAGGACGAACGGCGCUUGCGCGCGUCAGCGGCUGCCUGCUCCGUGGUGUCGUAUUGGCCUCCCUCUCACCAUAUGUGCCCGGGCGCGUGUGGAUGUGGCUGGCUGGGCCCUGCGCAAGGAAAAGGCGCCUGAGAGGCAGUUGCGAGCGCAGCCAUGGGCAAGAAGCAGAAAAGCAAGAGCGAGGAGAGGUAACUUGACGGGGUUCAUGGCCGAGGGAGGAGGGGUCGUGGGGUUCCUCGCUCUUAUUCCCGGCCGCUGAGGGAGUCAGGCUUCCCUGAGGGGACGUUUCCCCGCAUUCCUCGGCGGGGUUCAGGGGAGCUCGUGGUUCUUCCUGGGCCUCGGCCACUCGCCCCUUUCCCUUUCCCUGGAGGGCCGUGGUGGCUUGAGGGGGCCGGUGUCGCCCAGCGCCCUCGGGCGGGGGAACCUCCUCUCCGGCGGGCGCCCUUUGGGGACUCCAGCCCCUUCCUGCGCUGUCAGUCGCUAACUCGAGGUUUAUUUCCCGCAGUUAUUUCGAGGCGCGCUCCCGUCUCCUGUUUUUCCCCCGCCGUAAAAAUUUCCUUUUCUCGGGCAAGUUGCUUUAUUAAGCGCUACUCGACCCACCUCUGCUGCAAAGCCGGCGGAGAGGCCCAAGGUUUGCAAAUGGAGGCUUGACUCAGCUGCACAGCCAUCCGGAAAAUCUGGCGCAGUGAGCGUGUGGGGCUCGCAGCUCCCGCAAUUUCUUCUGGUGUGUCCGCGUUGUGUUGGUGUCGGAGGUAAUCGUGGCCAACUGCAGAGGAACCUCGACGGUUGGUUUUUUUGCAGUGACCCAGGUGUUAAUAGUAUUGCUGGGGAAGGCUCUUGUCCAAAAACGCCAUUCCCGAAUGGAGGAGCUUUGUGAUACGCCAGUGUCAGGGAACAGGAUCUUCUUGCAAGUUUAAAGUACCCUAAAUGAGCAAGCCCGUUGGUCAGAUAAAGAUUUUAUUCCCUUUGGUUACAAAUUUGUGGCUUUAAUUUUGAACCUGCUAGGUUUUUCAGACAGGUGGCCAAGGCAAAUGCCCAGAGUCAAUAUACUGCAUUGUGAAAGAAAAAUUUUGGGACAGGUUUGCAUAGUGUGUAUGGGAGUGUGAUGGGAGAAGUUGAGAGAAUGGGCGGGGCAGCUAAAAUUUGAAGGUAGGACGAUGUGAAGUGCUUAAUGUGCAAAAACAGACUGUAAUGGAACAGUUUUUAAAAAUAACAUGGUUAACUGGUUUCUGCUCAGCCAAUUUGAUGCUGAGCAGUGUAUACAAUUAAUUAAUUAAUUAAUUAAUCACACUAUAGAUUCUGAAGUAUAGAAGGAAAUUGGAUGGAAAUGACAUUAGGAAGAAAAUGAAAUGUGUGCAGUUUUUGCUUGUUUGUUGUACCUAAGCCUUUGCUCAGUGCUUGAAGAACAUGAAACAAUUAUAUGUAUAAUUUAGCAUAUGAAACUUUGCUGUUCAGUAUGUUUUUGAAAUAAAGUGCAAAUGCCUAGUUUUUAUUUAAACAGUAGCCACAAAUAUACCAAAUUGAUGGAGAAUACAGGAUGAUGGCUACAUUGCAUCCAGUAUUGGAGGUAGUAUGAGAUGAAUACCAUCAGCUGGGGAGCAUGAGUGGAAUAUGGCUAGUGUCCUCACAGGCUGCUUGUGGACUUUCCAUAAGUGGAGGAACUGGGGAGAGCAAGGGGUGGGAGGGAAUCACCAGUGCUUCUGAAUUGAAUUUUAUCAGGCAGUAGUUUCUUUGAGGUCCCUUCCCUUCUCCAUUAGUCAUUCUGUUUUUAUCCACUACGGUUUUAUGCCUUGAGCUGUAGCCUGUAAGAUCCAAAAGGGUAUGGAAGACAAAAGAGGGGUGUAGUGGAGCACUCAGUUAAUUUUCUUCAUUUAAGGCCAUAUGCUCUGAUACUCCCUCCAUGAUAAAUAUAAAUAAAUAUAAGUAAAAGAAAAGAGGAUCAGAGAUAAGAAAACACAUUUGAUCUGAACAUCUUUGUUUAUGCUACACUAUCGAUAAGAAUUUACAUUGAAACAUCCUUCUAUAUUGCAAUGCAGAUCAGAUCAUCAGAAGCCAUUAGUAUAAAAAGUAGAUAAACUUGCUAAUUAUUAUUUUUUUAAAAUAUAAUUUUUAUAGCGUUUUUUUGGGUACAUUUGGAUCCAUUCCUGUCACUUGAGGCUCAGGUGGCUUCAGUAGUGCAGUGUGUCUUCCAUCAGCUUCAGCUGGUGACCCAGCUGUGCCCCUAUCUGGACAAGGAUAACCUAACUUCUGUCAUCUAUGCUCUGGUAACCUCUAGGUUAGAUUACUGCAAUGUGUUAUAUAUAGGGCUGCUUGUGAAGAUGGUUUGGAAACUCCAGCUGCAGCAGAAUUGGUGGCCAGGCUGCCAACAAGGGCAAGAUGGUUUGAGCAUAUUACACAGAUCUUGACCCAACUGCACUGGCUGCCAAUUCAUUUCCGAGCCCAAUUCAAAGUGCUGUUUUUGACCUAUAAAGCCUUAAAUGGUUCAGGACCGCAAAAACUCAAGGACUGCCAGGGUGGAUUUGAUUUAAAUCAAAUCAAUUUAAAUCACUUGUCAGUAAGACUUGAUUUAAAUCAUUUUUUUACAGAAAGACUCAUUCUUUCUGGUAUAAUCUUAAUAUUUACAACUGGGAAGAAGGUCCUGGAACCAGUGAACUCUUAUUAGUUGACUGGCAAGCACUUCAAGGUCUCGCAAAGGGCUUACACAUUCCAGUUACUAUUUCCACCCCUACCUCUUUGGGUGGUGUAGUGGCUAAGAGCGGUGGACUCAUAAUCUGGUGAACCGGGUUCACGUCUCCACUCCUCCACAUGCAACUGCUGGGUGAUCUUGGGCUAGUCACACUUAUCUGAAGUCUCUCAGUCCCACUCACCUCACAGAGUGUUUGUUGUGGGGGAGGAAGGGAAAGGAGAAUGUUAGCCACUUUGAGACUCCUUCCGGUAGUGAUAAAGCGGGAUAUCAAAUCCAAACUCCUCCUCCUCCUCCUCCUCCCCCCUCCUCCUCUUCCUCUUCUUCUUCUUCUUCCUCCUCUUCUUCUUCUUCUAUAUUCAGCUGCCUAUUCUGUACAGUUAACUGUUAGUGCAGUUAUUGGAAUGCAGUGGGAUUGGGAAGAGGUUGCCAGCCCUGAUAUGCUGGCAAGAGGUUGCCAGCCCUGAUAUGCUUGCCUCAAGUCUGAGUUGCACAAUUAUUACACAAAGAUCCCAAGACUUGUGGAAUAUUCUGCUCACAAGGUCGCACUUCCAUUUUCACUUCUUCACACUUAGCUACUUGUGCAGAUCUAUUCAACUCGAAACAAUCUGUUCAUUGAACCUCUUGAAAUUUAGCAUUUAAGAGGCAAGGGGUUGAUUCUGUGUAUAUAAAUUUGCAAAGGAACAAUGGAAUUAAGGUUUUUUCCUCAACUCUGUAUGUUUAUUUUAUAAAAAUUUUCCUGUGAAGAAAAGGCAUGUUACCUCUGCAGACACAAAUUCACACUUUAGAGAACUGCAAAAACAAGCAUCUGUGAUAAUAUCUUCUUGUUAGAAAAACUGCCCCAAAUAAUCUUACAGAAACCUCUGGAAGAGCAUGACAUUGUGAAUGGAUUAAUGGAAUUCAUUUACCAAAAAAUUUAAACAUUGCAUAUAAAGCCUCGUGCUACAUAAUUAAAAACAAAUGCUUAUUUACCGAAUAGCCUUUGGACUAUAAUGUAACUUAAAUAGAAAACUAUUUUUAGAAUUUUUUUUCCUCCAAAAGCAUUUAAUUUUUUUAAAAAAUCCAAUUUAAAUAAAAAUAUCUGAUCUAAAUUUUUUUUCCAAUUUCUGUAAAAAAAAAUUAAAAACAAACAAACAAAGAUUUAUUUUUAUCCACCCUGAGGACUGCCUUUCCCCAUAUGAACCAAUACAGACCCUGCAGUCAUCAUCUGAGGCCUUUCUUCAUGUGCUUCCUCUGCAAGGGGUCUUGCGGGUGACAACAUGAGAAUGGCCCUUUUCUUCAGUGGCUCACUGUGGAAUGCUCUCUCCAAGGGGACUCACUUGGCACCUUCAUUACCUAUCAUCAGGUGCCAGGCAAAAGUGAUUCUCUAUAACCAGGCCUUUGGUUGAUUAACAUUUUAUGGCCUUGUAAAUAUUUUUGGCAGGAUAUUGGUUUGUUUUUGUUUUAUUAUGUAUUAUGUGUUUUCAUUUUGUAUUUUUAUGUUGUGAACCACCCUGUGAUCUUUGGAUGAAAGGCAGUAUACAAAGAACAAUAAUAAUAAUUAAUAAUGUGUUGGCCACUGUUUGGAGAGAAUAAUAAUAAUAAUAAUUUAUUUUUUAUACCACGCCCGUCUGGCUGGGUUUCCCCAGCCACUCUGUUUGGCUCCCAACAGAAUAUUAAAAACAUGACAAAACAUGUUGAUUUAGUGGCAAAUAGUGUUCUGGUUGUCCCCACAAUCUCUUUCUGUUGCAUUUGCUGAGACUGUUUUCAGUUUUUGCAAUAUGUGGGUAAAGAUGGGGUGACAUUAACGAUGCUGGGAAGAAACAACUGACACAAUAGAAAUUGUGCAGGUGUUGAAUGUCCCAUUUUGAUAUGGAGUGGGCCUUGACGCUUCGAAGGAGAUGCUAGUGUGGUCAUUCCUGGAAAAACAAACCCAACUGAUUUAACUGUCUGCCAGUCAGUUUCUAGUGCAGCCAAGGUCCUCCAUUUAAAGCAUUGUAGUUUUUGCUCUAGAUUAGUUAACCCAUAACUCUUUUUCUCCUGACUGUGCCCAUCAUCUUCUCUGGCUUUGCCCAUUGCCAAUAUGCAGCUCUCAGCAGAUUAUCCUCAAAGGAAUCUGGCCCAUGAGAGAAAAAAGGAUGCCUAAUUCUUCUUUAAUGACUUCCCGAGUCUACUGCAGUGCUAAGUACAUGAAUGUGCCAGAAUGUUGUGGCAACGAUAGUUCAGUAUAUGCUGCAUAACACUUUGGUAUUGCAACAACUGCAUUGGUCUGAUGGGUAACUACAAGAGACAGAGCCUUCUUUGACUCAGUGGAGCCUAACCUUCAGAACUUGCUCCCUAGAGAGACUUGCCUGGUUUCGCUUAAGUUUAAGGAGACAGGUCAUGAUAGCAUUCUGUUAGCAGAGCCUUUGACACAACAAUAACUGGUUUUGAUUUCACCUUAUUUUGUGUUUGCUGCUGUACUAUUUUUAAUUUUGUUCUUGUUGCUUUGUUGAGCCCUGAGCUGCUUUGUGUUUUAUAUAGCUAUAUAGAUAUAGGCGAUACACACGUUUCAAAUAAAUCAAUGGUAUAGUAACUGCAGACAAAACCAGUAAGCCUGAACCAGUAUACGGUAUUGUCAUGUAAAUAGUACAUCCCCCACUUUAAAUUAUUAACAUAAUUUAAGCCCUAAUCUACAGUUUAUAAUUUGUUCACAUAGCCAGUUUUCUGGCAUCCAUCAAGCACAAUAGUCAGGUCUGUGUAGAUUCUAGGAAACUGAAGAUACACACAAAUUGAAAGGCUUUUCAUUCUUUUAUCUGUUAGCAAUCUUCUUACAUGUACUUCCAGUCAUGGACUAUUUUCUUUUACAUGAUAUAGAAAAUAGAGGACGCUGAGUAGGCAGUGAGUUGGAGAUUGUGUUGCAACAAGUUACUAAGGCCUUUGUGCUUACCCCCUCCCCAGUCAGCUUGAUGGAUUCUUGGAGCUUUGAGUUACUGUGCAGCUUUUGAAAGUACUCCAGCACCAAGUACAACGUUUUCCUAUUUUUUCUUCCAUUCUGGACCUUAGAAAAGGGGGUGGGGUAGUCAAAACUUGUCCAUUGCAUAGGCCUUCUCUGAAAUGUCCUAGUUCAGUUGGUUAAGAGCAUGGUGCUGAUAACGCCUAGGUCGUGGGUUUGAUCCCUGCCUAUUCCCAUGUUGGGAAUGUAAUACUAUGUUUGUGGAAUUCCGUUUGGAUUUUUCUUUUAAAAACAGCACAUACCUGGCAUCCAAUUUAAACUGGGUCUUUUAUUUGCUGAACACAAUUGAGUUAAAGUGUAACUCUGCCAUUGAUUGUUGUAUAAUAAACCAACACAAAGUGUUAGUUAUUACAUGAUGUUGCAUCAGAACAGGAAUUUACCCAUAAAUACGACUCUUCCCACUUUCCCUGACUCUUAUAAAAGAUAGGACAGUAAAAACAGAUGUAUGCCCAACUUGGAACAACUGCAGAGGGUCUCUUUCUACCUUGGAAGAUAUUUUCCCAACCUCACAUUGUUCCAUGGACAAAAAAUAUAACACACAGGGUCUGAAAUUGUUGGAAUUGUUAUUCCAACAUAAAUUUUAUAUUCUUCAUGGGAGUCCUGUAGGCAGAUAAGGGUCAAUAUACUUAUUUGAACAAACAUGCUGGAAGUGCUAUCAAUCACAUUAUAGUAUCUCCUUCAUUAUUCACUUCUGAAGUAUUAGAAUGAACAGAAAGUGACCACUUUCCAGUAUCAGUGACCCUAUUCCCAGCCAGAUGGAUGAGGUAUAAUAAAUAAAUAUUUAUUUAUUUAUUUCUCAAAUGCAUACAAACAACCGCAUCUGCAAGAGUUUGUGGAGAAAUGCAGGGUGUAAAAAGACAAAUGAUUUCACAGACUGAACAACGAUAUUCAAGAGACACUAUAUAUUAAUCGUCUGAUGAGCUCACACCAACUUUUUAUGAGAAAAUCUCCAUACCUUGAUGUCUUCCUGCAAAUUGCCAUAGGACUUAGGCCUUAUUUGAUAACUAUAGGGCUCAUGUGGAAGCAUAUCUUCUCCUGGAGCUUUAUUUGAUUUCUGGAAGGAAAUAAGGGCCUUUAUCUCAUUACAGAAGACUGUUUGCCAUUCAGGAAGGUUUAAUAAAUCCUUACACACUGCUGGUACAUGUGCCUUUAUUGAGGUGCAUUUCCAAGUGAUGCUCACUUGGAUGGUCGCUACAAGGUCCUGCAUACAGACAGACUGUGUGUCAACGUCUGAUGGAAGACAUCACUCAUUAUCUGUUAGCCUGCCCCUUAAAUAGAGACCCAGGAUAUCACUUUAUGUAGGCUUUGUUCACGCAAGCAAGCAGAUAACAACCCAGCAGAAAUGGUUCAGUUUCUUUUGAGUGACAAUAAUAGCUUUGUAACACAGAGAGUGGCCCUCUAUGCGCUGGCCACAAAAAAGGGGGGAAAGAGUUAGAUAAAAUUGCUAUAUGAUAGGUUUCUGGAUGAAACAUCGGCUCUGGAUCCAUUCCAGUCCGGCUUCCGCGCUGGUCAUGGGACCGAGACGGCUCUGGUCGCCCUAACAGAUGAUCUCCGCAGGCAGCUGGAUCGAGGCGGGUCAGGGCUGCUGAUUCUUCUAGACCUGUCAGCAGCCUUCGACAUGGUCGAUCACGAACUCCUGGACCACCGCCUUGCCGACGUGGGGAUCCAGGGCACAGUCCUUCAAUGGCUGCGCUUGUUUCUCUCUGGUCGGGGACAGAGGGUGGCGCUUGGGGGGGAAUUGUCAUCGCGCCACUCCUUGGUGUGUGGAGUGCCUCAGGGUGCGAUACUCUCCCCGAUGCUUUUAACAUCUUUAUGCGCCCUCGCCCAGCUUGUCCGGAGUUUUGGGCUGGGUUGCCAUCAGUAUGCCGAUGACACCCAACUCUAUCUGUUGAUGGAUGGCCAUCCUGACUCAGCCCCAGACACACUGACCAGAUGUUUGGAAGCUGUGGCUGGAUGGUUACGUGGAAGCCGGUUGAAGUUAAAUCCUUCGAAGACAGAGGUCCUCUGGCUGGGACGGGAUGAUAUGGGAUUGGGGGGGCAACUCCCAUCUCUUGCGGGGGUGCAAUUAGUGCCAGCACCGUCCGUUAAGAGUUUGGGUGUAAUCUUCGAUACCUCCCUCUCUAUGGAGGCGCAGAUUACAGCUAUAACAAAGGCGGCAUUUUUUCAUCUCUGCCAAGCUAAGCAGUUGGCCCCUUAUCUCUCUCGCCCUGACCUAGCCACUGUGAUCCACGCGACGGUCACCUCCAGACUGGAUUAUUGUAACUCGCUCUACGUGGGGCUGCCCUUGAGACUGACCCAGAAACUCCAGCGGGUGCAGAAUGCCGCGGCGAGACUCCUUAUGGGGUCUUCGCUGCGAGAUCACAUUCAUCCGGUACUAUACCAGCUGCACUGGCUCCCGGUGGAGUACAGGAUCAGGUUUAAGGUGCUGGUUUUAACCUUUAAAGCCCUAUACGGCCUAGGACCCUCGUACCUACGGGACCGCCUCUCCUGGUAUGCCCCACAGAGGAACCUACGGUCUGCAAAUAAAAACAUCCUGAAGGUCCCAGGCCUCAGAGAGGUUAGGCUGGCCUCAACUAGAGCCAGGGCUUUCUCGGCUGCGGUUCCAAUCUGGUGGAACGCUCUGUCACAAGAGACUAGGGCCCUGCGGGACCUGACAUCUUUCCGCAAGGCCUGCAAGACAGAGUUGUUCCACCAGGCCUUUGGUCAGGGCCCAGCCUGACUCCCUCCUCUGGCAACCUGCACAGAACUUUGCUUAACGGUUGCCAUUAAUUUGAUUUUAAUUAAUUUUUAUAAUGAAAUGUUUUAGAAUGUUGGAUUAUUUGAUUGUUUGAUUAUUUGAUUGUUGUUUGCCGCCCUGAGCCCGGCUUUGGUUGGGGAGGGCGGGAUAUAAAUAAAAUUUAUUAUUAUUAUUAUUAUUAUUAUUAUUAUUAUUAUUAUUUUAUUAUAUAUUGCUGUGGUGAUUGAGGCUUAAUCUGAAAUCAAGCUGGAUUUGAGUUGUUGUUUCUGGCAAUUUCUUCCUCUUGCAUCAUAGAUGCUGGUUUAUAUUAUGGAUACUGUAUAUGUUAUGUAUUAUUUUAUUUCUACAUGUUUGUCAUGGUGGCUAGGACAAUAAACUUGUGAACUUCUACUACCAAUACCACUAGAUGUAUGCUCUAGUGUGCUGUACACCCUUCUGUUUGUAAAAACAAUGAUUUAAUGUCUAGUUUGCCUAAAGCUGAGGCUUGCUGACUUGUUCUAUUCCCUGUCUGCUGUGCUGGUGGAAGACACUUCUUCAGGCUAAAUUCCUCUGAAAGGGCAUUCCCAAUUUUCUGACUCAAUAGCUUGCAACAGCAUAGUAUCCUUAUAAGUACGAGAGCUAGCAACUCUUCACAUUCUGGCUGGAUAGAGGAAGGUGUUGUAUCUAUUUCCUUGCUUUGCUUGAAAUAAUUCUCAUGAUGCAGUGUGGUGCUAAUCUUCUAUUAAUGUAAACUUAUUUAGAUGUGGUUGGUAUUAUGUUUUGAAGGUGUUGAAAUUCUUACUGAACAAAUAGUUUCAUUUCAGAGUGUGGUAGUUUUAGUUAAAUUGUAUUUUGCUUAAACACCCCUUUUCCUCCAAGUUGCUUAUGCUGUAUUAAUAGCUAUUUGAUAGUAGUUACUCACUCUGCUGUAAUCUCAUCAAACAGUACAAAUUACUACCUAAAUCUAGUUGACUAUCUUUUUUACAAUGCAACUUUUUGAUAUUAAAAUACUUAACGUUCUCUUAAGGUUAAGUAUUAAUUUGUUUCACUUUUUAGUAAAAGUUGUUUUUUAAUUCUAGUGCCAAGGAUGACAUUGACCUUGAUGCACUUGCAGCCGAAAUAGAGGGUGCAGGUGCUGCCAAAGAACAAGAGCCUCAGAAGUCUAAGGCCAAGAAGAAAAAGGAAAAGAAGAAACCAGAUUUUGAGUAAGUUUGCAAAAUCUGUAUCUGGUAGCUCUAAUCCAACAAAGAUUGCAGGAGUACAAAAGGAGGCUUCUGACUGUAUGCUUAUCCUUAUCUGACUGAAGAACUGUUUAGACCAGUGGCCCCCAAUUGGCUAAGUACUGCAGACUCCUGUUUUUCAAAAGCCAAGUCAUGGACUCCCUACUUUUGAAAACUCUGUGGUAGUUUUUGUUAUGUGAAUACUGUAGUGCCACCAUACCUUCCAACGUGUGCCGGUGCAAAAGCGGGAUGCACGUCUUCGGGCUGCAAUCCCGUGCGAGUCAUGUGACCUGUGCAAAGGCACAGUGCACAAAAAUGUGUGUUUUGGGGUGCUGCAAUCUUGCGUGAGAUGCGUGUCUGGCUGCAAUCGUGUGCAUUUUGGGGCACCAUGUUCUCACUUGAGAGCACGCCCCUCCCAAACAGGGUGUCUUAGACAGUUGACAGGUAUGUGCCAAGAACCCCUUGGGUGGGUUAAGCGGAUCCCCAAUUGGGAACCACUAAUGUAGACAAAUAUGUUUUGCAGGUAUAUAUUCCUGAAGAGUUCCCUCCAGGAGCCAAGCCCAUGCUAUAAUAUUGUUAGUAAUAGUUUGAGUGAGUAGGUGGGGAGAAACACUGUUCUCCCCCUCCCAUCACCAUGCUGAUUAUUGACACUUUCAGUGUUGAUGCUCUGCCUCUACUGAGGGAAAUACAUGUAUGGUAUCAGGCUACUGAUAAAUGUAUGUAUCACCCAAUUGAGCCACAGCAUGGAUUUGUCUGCUUGGCACCAGGAGGACAAAACUGCCUUACCCACCAAUAGCCUGCUGGCAAGUUGGCCCACGCAUCUCCUGCCGUUUGCUUUAUGUGAAAUGCCUUGGAGUAAGUAGUAAGAAGUAUGCAAGAGAAAUAACGCCCUGCUCAAAUACACAUGAGCCUCUACUAGAAUAUAAAAGACAGAAAGGUGUGGAAAUCCAGAAAACAAGGCAGCAGUACUAUAGUCACUAGACCCAUCCAGUUAUUGAACCUAGAUUAUUUGUAAGUAAGCAAUACUUGAAACAUGUAUAAUUGUUCUUAUUGUAGCGAAGAUGAUAUUUCAAAAGAGUUGGAAGAGCUGUCUCUGGAGAUGCAAGGAGGGAAAGCUGAGAGAGAACCAGUUGCAAUAAAGGUAAGUGUCUUGGGGGGGAGGAUGCAUUCAAAGUGUUGCACUACAGCUGAAAGCCCCAGCCAAAGCAAAUUGUGAAUUUUUUUUUUUGAGCUGAAAGCCCCAGCCAAAGCAAAUUGUGAAUUUUUUUUUGAGGGUGAAGAGAAAGAAGCAUUUGGUACUGUCCAGAGAAGAACUUUUGCAUUUGGAAAACUGCCUGUCAUUGUGCAGGUCUCCUUUCAAAAAAAUACAUUAACUUCAUACAAACAUUCCACUAAAGAGCAGAUUCUAUAAGGGCUGCAUUGAGGAGUCAUCUAUCUAUUUAAAAAUAAAUAAAUCACAAGGUUGUGUAACUGGCUUUCCAAAAGGCACUUGACGCACAUAUAUUUUUGUUCCCUAAAAUCUGGUGAUUUUUGUCAUGAGUGUUUUUUGUAGUUUAAUCUGCAACCAGAGAAUCUGGUUGCUGCAAAUGUAUUAUGCUCAAGUGCUGUACAAUUCUUCUAUUUUCUGUUGAGAAUGUUCUAACUUUAAAAUGAUUUAUUUAUUUAUUUAUUUGCUAGACAGAGAAUGACAGUGAAGAAUUUAGCUGUUCAAAACAAGAUAAAAAAAAGAAAGGAAAGAACAAAAGUUCCAACUUAGAUGAUGAUGACAGUGAAGAAAUGGAGGAUAAGGAUAAAAAGUCAAAGAAGGCCCCCAGGCCCCCAAAGGAAGCUCCCUCUGGCAGUGAUGAUGACAAUGAUGACUUUGAUGCAUUGCUUAAGAAAAAGAAAGGAAAACCUCAAAAAUCAAAUAGGAAACAGGAACUUUCCGAAGAUGAUGAAGUUAUCAUUAUCAGGAAAAGCAAAGAGCGUACACAAGCUGUGUCAUCUGGCGAGAGCGGUGAUGAAUUGGAUGAAGGCUCGGAAUCGAAAAAAGGGCAGAAGAAAAGCCAGAAGGCAAAACCAGCCACUGAGGCUGAAAGUGGUGAUGAAGAGGUGGACUCUUCAUUCAAAAUAAAAACAGUGGCUCAGAAGAAGGCAGAGAAGAAAGAGCGUGAGAAAAAAAAGCGUGAAGAGGAAAAGGCCAAAUUGAGGAAACAGAAGGAGAAAGAAGAUCUGGAAGCCAAUAAAGAACAGACAAAGCAGAAGGAGGCUCCAAAGAAGGCUGAAAAAGGAACCACUUCAGAUCUGGUAUCAGAAUCUGCCACUGUGGAAAAAGGAGAAGCUUCAGUAGUAGCAGAAGGUAGGUCAUAUUUGUGAGAAUGUGAGGAACAAGUUUGUAGGAAUUUCAAGAUGAAUGCCAGAACACCUGAAUCAGUUUCCUUGUUCACUAAUUGGUGAUCUUUUUUGUUUCGCUUUAAGCUGGCUUUGUAGUAGGAAAAUUCAUUGCCUGAUUUUAUUUGGAGACUCUAGAAGUCGUAUUGAUGCCCCGAAAACACUAGCUGAUUUGUGGCCCUGAUUUUCUUGACUAAUGUGAUUCUAAAGCAUUUUGCUGAAUAUAAUUUAUGCAGUUCUUAAUGCAUGUGGUGAGCAAGGCUUCUGAGUGGGGGCCCUUUUCAUACGUCCCCUGUGUUGAAAACUAUAUCAUCGCUAGUACUUAGGAAUUUCAGAAACUGCCAAAGACAGUCUGUUUGGGGAAGACCAAACAUUGAGAGCUCCUCCAGACAGUCUGUUCUUUGCAUUCAUCUAGAUUUGCUUGCACAAAACGUAUGUGGUGGUUAGCCUGUGUUUGGGCUUAUUGAGGUCAUUCGUUCUGGGUUAGUUAUAAAUGAGCAUUCAUCUUGAUUUGCUUCUGGGGUGCUAACAUGUCUUCCCAUUAAUCAUUAGUUUGUCCCACACAUCUUGCCUUCCCAUCACUUUCCAAUGGCAAAAAGUCUGUUUCUUAUUUUAAAGUGGAUUUACUGUGCACUUCAGAGCACUUUAAUACACUUUACACAAACCUAAAUUUCCAGUAUGUGCUUGAAUCCCUUCACAAAAUUGUGACAGUCUGGAGGGACCCCGAGAGCCUAGAAUGCAUGCAGAGGGCUUUUCAUGCUCCUAAAGGGUCAGUGGCACCCCUACAUUUUGUCGAUUUUCUCUUUAGUUUUCUUUGUUUUUAAAUUCUGCAAAUGGAUAACUGACUUUCUUGUUUAGGCGAUGACAAUGAAGGAGAGAAAAAGAAGAAAGAGAAAGAUAAAAAGAAAAAGAAAGGGGAGAAAGAAGAAAAAGAAAAAGAGAAGAAAAAAGGUCCAAGUAAGGCCACAGUUAAAGCAAUGCAAGAAGCCUUGGCUAAGCUGAAAGAGGAAGAGGAAAGGGCAAAGAGGGAGGAAGAGGAACGGAUAAAACGACUGGAAGAGCUGGAAGCCAAGCGUCAAGAAGAGGUACUGCUUGUAUUCAUAUAGGAAGGGGAAAGGAUAAUGGAGGCCCACACCUGUAUGCUUUUGACUUUGAAAGGAGAUUGCAGCCCAGUUAAAGGGGAGCCUGCUGCCAAGGAAUGGCUAUUCUAUGCGUUCUGGAAAGCAUUGUGUAUGAAUAUUUGCUUCCUUAUAGGAACGCUUGGAGCAAGAAAGAAAGGAAAGGAAGAAACAAAAAGAAAAGGAGAGAAAAGAGCGAUUGAAGAAGGAGGGGAAGCUUUUAACUAAAUCUCAGAAAGAAGCUAGAGCCAGAGCAGAGGCUACUCUUAAACUACUGCAAGCUCAGGGUAAGGAUUGCGAUGCACACUAACCUUCUAACUACUUUCCUGUAUGUAGACAAAAAUGCUGUAGAGUCUUUGCCAGUUUUUGGAAGCUGAGGAGGAAUUAAACAAUGGGCUCUUAUCUGCAAUUUUGUUUUUGGCAUCUGGAGAAGAGAGUUAAACAUGAGCAGGAGUCUUUAUUUAGAAGUAAAUGCAAACUCCAAACCACCCAAUUUCAGGUGGUCCUAUGAACCUGUCCUCUUUUAUAAGAUACUAGCUUCCUGACACUGCAGUCCUAUGCACCCUUGGAGCUAACUUUUAUUGAACUAAGUAGGACUGACUUCUGAAUAAACAUGCUUUGACUUAAGCUGCACAUCUGUAAGUCAUAACAACUGAAAUAUUUUAAAAGCACCCACCUUAGUAUUAUUACUUUAAAACUAGCAAAUUUAGUUAUUUGCAUAAAAAGUCUCCAGAGUCCUUCAGUGGAGGUGGACUGCAGAAAAAAAUGGUUCAUUAAAAAAUGAUGAUGUUAGUUGACUUGUCUUGAGUGUCUUUGCAGAAGAGCUGACCUAUGAAAGCCAAUUAGGGUUUGAAACCAUAAUUAUUUAGAAAUGUUUUCUGAGGCUCUUUAUUCUGUUGUGGCAUGGACAUAGUGUGGGAAACACCUUGCUCAUUAUCCUGUGACAAAUUUCUUAUCCCCUGCAAACAGCUUGAAGGCUUGGGAGCCCUCAGUUACUUCCCUUAACUCAAUCAGUGCCAAGGCUUGUUUGGGUCAAGAUGUUCAAACAUUUACCCAGUGUGUAAUCAAUGUCCCUGGUCAACAACCAGGGAUGAUUCUAGUUCAACAGCUUCUGGAGGGCACAAUGUUAACUGCUCUACUUGAGAUUACUGCAUUGCAGGGGGUUGGACUAGAUGACCCUAGGGGUCCCUUCCAACUCUAUGAUUCUAUUAUUCCCCUGCAUUAUCCUGUGUUCAUUCACAAAUCCAGCUGCAGGUCACCAAAUGGAUUGCAUUUCAGUGUUACAUUAAAUUUUAGUAAUAAUAAAAAUAAAUGUUUUUGUUGCUACUUGGCAGGUGUUGAGGUGCCAUCCAAAGAUUCUGUGCCAAAGAAAAGGCCAAUAUAUGAAGACAAAAAGAAAAAGAAGCAACAGCAGCAGGAAAACAAAGAAGGUAAGAAUAUUGUUUCUGCAGUACUUUUAAAAAUAAAGAUUAAAAAAGGCAAACAUAAUGUCAGCCCUUCCUGUCUACUAUGUUUUGAAGCACCCUCCCCUUUAUGGUAUCACAGAGAAAACUGGUAUUCCUGUGUAUCUUUGGGGCUGCAUAUUUAAAAGCCAGUGGAAUUCUUGGCUGACUUUUAAAAAAAGAAUUUGUAUCAAGAACCCUGAAUUUUCUCUAAUCAGACUUUGUUAACAAGACUUUAUAGACCGAAUUCCCCAAAACUUCAUGUUAGACUGGCAGUGAUUGGUUCUUUUCUCAGUAUUGUAUACACUGAAGACUGGGAGGAAUUGUAUGCUAGUAAGAGUCAAGAGGCCUUUAAUUACAGUGUAUUUAUUUUGAGAGAUGAAUUUUGCAGGACCAGUAAUGUACUUACAGUUGCAGUAGUUUUGUUCUGGGCAAAUACAACGCAUCUUUGUGGUUGGCCUUCUUACUACAGCAAAGCUGUAGUAAUUUUCUCUUGUAAUUUUAGAAAUUAUAGAGUUGACUUCCCCAACUGAAGAAGCUGUAGAACCAGUUACACCAGUAAAAGAAGAGAUCAUUCUUCCAGCAAAUCCAGGUCAGUAUUAAAUCAGGUAUUCCAUGUUGCUUUUAUCUAAAGCAGUAAUUCCCAAACUUUCCCCUUGCUCAUGGACCAGUUGAAAAUUGCUGAGAGUUGUAGCAAGCCACUUAAUGAUUCCCCCCGCCCCCAUGUUGUAGAAAUUGUAAAGCACUGAGGUAGAGGCCACAUGAUUUAAUUUUAUAUUUUAUUUAUUUAUUUAGAGCAUUUGAACCCCACAUUUCAGCCAAAAUGGCUCUCUGGGUGGCUUACAUACUACUAAUUAAAACAAGAGGCCCUGCCUUCAGGCUUACAGUCGAAAAAGCACAGCAGGCAAGAGAAAUGGGACAGGUAGGGGAGAGGAAAAAAGCAAGCUCAUUCACCAGUUCUUAAAUAGUAGCUCUUACAAUGACCAGCAGCCAUAGAAACAGUUCAGAGGCAGAGAGUUGCCUGAUGGAACUGGUGUUUUGGCUGAUUGGACGAGCCCUGUGUCCCAUCUCCCACUGAGGCUACAUGAUGAAAUGAUGCUACUAGGUGACAGUAGGCCCAUAGAAUUAAAAUCACAAUACAAUAAAGCAUUAUUUAAUUUAAAACACCAACAAUGAAUAUACAAUUAGAUAUCAAUAUAAAUAUUUCAUGUGGCAUAUGUGCCAUCUCUUCUCUUCAACCACAAAACCACAGACAGGCUGUGUAACCACAUACCACCUGAAUGAAGCUUGUUGGCCUUUGGUGGUACCCAGACCGCAGUUUGAGAAUCCUUGAUCCUAAAGCACAGAACCAGACUUCUAAAAAUAAUAAUAAUAAUAAUAAUUCUUUUUCUUAAACCUAAUGUCAGGCCAGUUAAACCAGCUUUGGGAGCCAACUUUGAGGGUCAGGGGCACCAUCUGGGCCACGCCCUCAAGAUUCCACAGUGACAUGCUCACGUCACACGUGCAAGUUGCAUGUCAUGCGUGUGACACAUCAGCACGUUGUGUGGCAUGUGUGCUGGCCCCCUAAAUCAUGAGGGGCAAGUUGGCACGUCUGUUGAGGGUACUCAGUGUUUAUAUUAAGCCAAUGAUAGAACAUCUGGCUAAUUCAAGUAGCUGUCCAGCCCCAUACCUCCUCUGUAAACAUAUUGAUACAUUAUCCUAAAAUAAUAAUAAAACCUAUUAUGAAACCAGUUGCCUUUUAGUUUCAGAAGAAAGGGAGGAAGAGGAGCCUGAAGAUACAGGAUUAGAUGACUGGGAAGCCAUGGUCAGCGACGAAGAGAGAGAGAAGGGUAAGUGUCUUUUGGAAAAGCAAUGGACCACCACCUAGGCCUGAGACCUCUGCUUCUUUUUGUUCAAAGCAUAGCACUUCUCUCACAGAGUUGAAAUGAGUGAACAAGCACAAUAUGUACAUACUUCGGCUCCACCAAGUCCUUUAAACUGUUGCGUGAUCCGCUUGGUUAUUGGGUUUACAGGGUUUUCAGCCACUAUCUCUGUAGUGCCCCACGCACUAAAAACAUGAAGUGCGUGGUCCUAUCAGUCAGCCAAUAAAAAUAAGUUUGAAACCAACCUUCCUUGUUCGUUUAAUCAGCAGUUCUCAACCUGUGGGUCCCCAGAUGUUGUUGGACUACAACUCCCAUCAUCCCUGAGCUCUGGCCUUGCUAGCUAGGGGUGAUGGGAGUUGUAGUUCAACAACAUCUGGGGACCCACAGGUUGAGACAGGCUGGUUUAAAUGAAUUCACUUAGCAGUAUGACUGUGGACAAGGAGGACUUGGGGAAAAGUUGGGUCAAAAGCUUACCAUGUUUAUGUUUUGAACAAUAAAUUCUUCAGAAUGAAUGAAAUAUAUAUUUUCUAUAUAUAAAGUCAAUAAUGGGGUAAGCCACAGUUUCACUUUUUGAAACACCUAUACCUCCCUUAUUGAUUUUGCCGGUCAAGGGAAAUAGGACUGCAAUUCAGUGCAGGUCUGUCUGUGUUUGCAUUGUAAUAUGUGGAAAUGCAGUUCUGUACACAGGUAGCUGUAUCAGAACAGAACCCAGGUAGAAGUAGCCUUUUAAAAUUCGCAUCUCCUGUCAUCAGAGAGAAAAACUGUCCGCAUUGAAGUCAAGGAGCAAAAUGAUGUGGACGACGAUGGAGAUGGAGACGGCGAUGACGAAGAAGAUGAGAGUGAAGAGUAUGAAGACGGAGAAAGUGAAGGAAGUGAAGGUGAAGAAGAUGAGAAGACUUCAGAUGAAAGGGAAUCUGAGCCUCAAGCUGCUGGAAAACAAUCUGCAGAGAAAAAGCUAAGUAAAGAACUAAGCUCUGAUUCAGAAGAUGAUUCGGAUGAUGAUCGCACUAAAGAAGAACGUUCCUAUGAUAAAGCUAAACGGCGAAUUGAGGUAUUUGGUCACAAUCUUUCUCAUGUAGUUAAUACGAUUCGUUCUGAACAAAAGAUGCUCCCUUUAUUGCUCUCUCACUCUCUCUCUUGCUUACUUCAGUGUUCCUUUGAAACCUUUUCCAUACCUUUGCUUCUUUGGUGAGGAUACGCAAUCUUGCACAAAUUGUUAAGGAGAAGGAAGCGUUUACUGCUGAAAGCAAAUGUCAAAAUUGUGGAACUUUGUAGCUUCUGUUGAGUUUCCAGGGUGCACCUUUGCCCAGAUAAAUUGCACUCACUAGUUUAUCAUGUACAGUGGUGCCCCGCAAGACGAAUGCCUCGCAAGACGGAAAACCCGCUAGACGAAAGGGUUUUCCGUUUUUGAGUUGCUUCGCAGGACGAAUUUCCCUAUGGGCUUGCUUCGCAAGACGAAAAUGUCUUGCAAGUCUUGAGAUUUUUUUUUCCGCUCCCCCCCCCCUUUAUCUAAGCCGCUAAGCCUUUAAUAGCCUUUUAGCAGCUAAUCCACUAAGCCGAUAAGCCUUUAAUAGCCACUAAACCGCUAAUAGCGCUAAUCCGUUAAGCCGCUAAUAGGGUUGCUUCGCAAGACGAAAAAACCGCUAGACGAAGACACUCGCGGAACGGAUUAAUUUCGUCUUGCGAGGCACCACUGUAUUUUUUUAGAAUAGGCUUCAUUAAGUUGUCCAAGAUGUAAUCUUCCGCAAGUCUGUGGCCACAUUGGCCAGAGACCAUGGGACAGGCUACAUGUAGCUACUUUGCUUCUAUAACAUUAGACAGGGUCAAAUUACCCAGUUGUGUAUAUGGCCAUAUGGAAAUAAAACCAGGUGUCCCAGUAAACCAAGGCUGCUGUUAAGAGCUUCUGUUGGGAACUGGCAAAAGCAGAUUUCCAUGUUUUUUUUCACCAUGACCUUGAGGAUUCUAAGUUUCAGCCUAGGACUACUGCCUUUUGGUGUAGAUGUCCUGCAAUCAGGUAAACUGUAAAUGUCUGCUUAAUGUGCUACCUAGGAACAAGUAUUUAGCUGGAAACCGUGUUUAAUGCUUUUUUCUCUGUUUACAAUUAUAUGUUUGAGUUAGGGGUAAGGACUCUUCGGCAUAAUUUUGAACACUCAAAAUUGAGUUGCUUUCCUGUUUAACUGUCUUCAUUUCUUUUUCCUUUUGACUUUAGUUGACAUUGUUUGUUCUUAAUUCUAGAAACGUCGUAUUGAAAACAGUAAAAAUGUGAAUACUGAGAUACUACGAGCACCUGUUAUUUGUGUACUUGGACAUGUAGAUACAGGGAAGACUAAAAUUCUAGAUAAGGUAAGGCGUAGGUGGGUUUCACAAAAUUGCAAGCUUUCUGCUAGUUAGCUAACAAUUUAACUGCCUGCUUCUACUUAAGCCUGAAAUUUUGUAGUAACUUGUGACCACUUAAAAUUGCUUGAUUCAAAACUGUCACCCGUGCCCUUUCAAAGCAUAUAUUAAUCAGCUCAUCCAAGUCGUCAUUCUUGCUCCCCCCCCCAAUUAUUCUGCUUUUUUUUUGUUUCAUGCAGCUCCGCCAUACCCAUGUACAAGACAGCGAAGCGGGAGGCAUCACUCAGCAGAUUGGUGCAACUAAUGUCCCCCUUGAGGCCAUUAAUGAACAAGCAAAGAUGGUGAAGACUGUAAGUAAGAUCUUUCUCAGAACUCCGUUGAUGUGCUUUGAGAAGGAACCAUUGAAUUAUAUUAUUUCUAGCGACCUCUCCUUUUCUCCACAUCUCUUGUUGGAAGCUAGCACAGUUUGAGUUUACGUUUGUUUGUCCUUUAUUUAGAAUGGACCUAUUUUGAAAAAAACCUUUAUUGGCUGAAAACAUCUACAUUUGCAACAUCAGUGCCUUAAAGUUGAGGUUCAUGGUUGGCUACUUUGUUGCCCAUCAUUCUUGUGAGCUGGAGUUGCCUCCUAUGUUAGUGGGGGCUUCUCAGAUCCAUAGCUAUUUAGAAAGGCAGUAGGUUUCAGAUAUUAUCUUGCCUCCUGUGCUCACAUACUGUUGCGCCACAAGUCUAGCUAGAAAGCUCAAAUGGGGGCCUUGUCCUCCUAUGCCAGGCAUGGUCAAACUUGGCCUUCCAGAUGUUUUGGGAUUACAACUUCCAUCAUCCUUAGCUAACAGGACCAGUGGUCAGGGAUGAUGGGAACUGUAGUCCCAAAACAUCUGGAGAGCCAAGUUUGGCCAUGCCUGUCCUAUGCUAUUUCCAUUGCAGCACCUUGCACUGAAAGCUGUUAGUCUCUGCUCUAGAAGAGGAGCUGCAUCAAGUUAAUGAAAACUUAAUGAUGCAAGUUUUGUUUUUUUUAAGUACUAUGAUUAUGUAGAUUGUGGAUGGAUUUCUUACAUUGAUUAUGUAAGAAACCAUGGCUAAAGUUCAAAAUUAUUGCUUAGGAUAUAUACACUAUCAAAGCUUUGGUUUGCAUAAGUUUCAAGGUAGCCAAUAUUUCGUAAUGUUAGUUUGACAGAGAGACGGUCAAGAUUCCAGGAAUGCUGAUCAUUGAUACUCCAGGACAUGAGUCUUUCAGGUAAGUUUGCAAUAUUUAUAUCUGGGAGUUUACCAUAUAAUGUUUGAAUACAUCUAUACAAGUAGAAAUUAGUUAGAUAAUGUUCUGUGUGCCUUUUGUUUUCAUUUCUAAUAGUUUUGCCAAACACUUCUACAGGAUAGAAUUUGCUUUAGAACAGCUACCUGUUCCUGGCAAUUCUCUCUAUCUUUUGCCCUUACUUAUUGAGUGUACCUUUCCUCCUCAAUGUUGCAGCAAUCUCCGAAAUCGAGGAAGCUCACUAUGUGAUAUUGCAAUUCUUGUAGUUGAUAUCAUGCAUGGUUUGGAGCCCCAGACCAUUGAAUCCAUAAACCUGCUGAAGUCUAAAAAAUGCCCAUUUAUUGUGGCACUCAACAAGGUAAGAUGACUUUUACAGUCUUACUGAUUCUGCCAUAAGAUCGUAAGAAGAGCCCUGCUAGAUCUGUCCAAAGGCCUAGCUAGUCCAACCUCUUACUUUCAACAGUGGCAAACUAGAUGCCUCUGGGAAGUCCCCAGGCAGGACAUGAAUGCAAUAUACCACUCCUUCUGCUGUUCCCCAGCAACUGUUGCUCAGGCUAAUGUUCAGGCAUCGGGCCUAAUGGCCAUUUCCAAAUGCCUUUUCGGGUUUUUUUAAAAAUGUGUGUGUCUUUUACUGUUUAAAAAUAUUUAUGCCAAUUGAGUGCUAAAUGUUUGUUCUAUCAAGGGACUCUCCUUCAGGAGCAAAUCCUGUUAAGUCUGCUUGCUUUGCAAGUUUAUCCUUGAAUUUUAGAAAGGGAAGAGCUUUCAUCCUCACUUCACUCCUGUUGAGAAGCUUGCCACUUGAAAAUACUGUAUUGAAAAUAAUGUUUUUUAGGGGCAGAGGUCUCCCACCCUUCAAAUCUUGCAACUAGGAUGCAUAGGAACCUAGAGGUUAUUGUGUAAUGUUUUAUUGCGUUUUUAUGUAUGUCAGAAGUCACUCAGUGGCUGGGGUAACCCAGUCAGAUGGGCAGGAUAUAAAUAAUAAAAUUAUUAUGUAAUUGUUUCCAGGCAUGAGAGUUUCAUUGAAAUUACCCAUCUUGAAUAGCAUUUCCAUGACUUCCAAUGGAUGGAUCUGAUUCACAUUGACAUUUCUUUGCUUGGAAAGAGCAGCUUUCUUCAUUUAAAAAAGGGGGAACCCUGUAUGUGCAAGGAAGCUGUGCAUUUAGGGGCAGAUGGCUCUCUGGGGUGAUAUGACUCCUCUAGAUACUUCAUAAAUGUUUAUUUUGUCUCUUAUUUUUAUCUGUAAGUCACCUUGAGUCCCUGGCAGGGAAAAAGGUGAGGUAUAAAUAAUAAUGACAUUUGCUUGUAGAUUCCCUACAGUUGCUGUUGACUUGCAUGGCUCCUACUGAGUAGCAUAACAUUCAUUCAAUCAAUCAAUCAAUCAAUCAAUCAAUCAAUCACAGAGACGUUUCUGGUUCUGAUUCUGAUCUGAUUUUCAAGAUUGAUAGGUUAUAUGACUGGAAAAAGAGUCCCGACACAGAUGUAGCUGCCACUUUGAAGAAGCAGAAAAAAAACACAAAGGACGAAUUUGAGGAACGUGCAAAAGCUAUCAUAGUGGAGUUUGCACAGCAGGUCAGCUGAAUUACUAUCAUUGCUUCCGUUAGUAUUUAAAAUGUAUUUUGGUAGUGGGGAGUCAUGCAAAGGCUCCCAAAUUUUUGCUGCUGCCUUAUUAGCCAACCAAAAAUGUAUUGACUCUCCCAAGACCAUCUGUUGUGCCUCACAAGUGUGGCAUGAGGUUAGCAGAAUAUCUUCUUCUCUUUUUUCCAGCUCUAUGCUUGGAGCUGGAGAGAAGGAUUCUCCUCCAAGCUUCUUUCUGGAGAUGAGAGACUGAAGCAUGUGCUUUUACAUUGGCACCUGCUGGAGGGUACCUAUUGGGUGCAGAGGCAAGUCCACGUUUCUUACCCUCUGUCUCCAGGAGGAGAAGGUGGUCUUUUGCCUUCUCUUCUUCUGCACCUGAGGGGGCACUUGGAGGAACUGUCCAGAGUGGAGGCAAGCUGAUAUGCUUCCAUCUCCCCACUCCUGCCCAGAGAUAAAGGAUUCUUAUGGCUCUCCGUUUAAGCGUGGCAAGCACAGAGCCUAAACAAAUCUUAGACUCUGGAGCUAGGGAGGGAGCAGGGCAAAUCACACAUCCCAUAUCGCUCCUGAGUUUGGAGAAAAGAUUGGAUUCCUCUCACUUGUCAAGGACUGGCUUUCCUCUCUCAAAUUGGCAGCAUCUGGUGGGGGGGGGAGUGAGGUUGUUUCACCCUGAUUAUAUGUGGUUGGAGAAAAAUAUUGGUCAGUAAGGAAGGGUUUCAGGGAGAAGAUGAAUUUUGAGAGGGGAUUUGAAGAAAGAGAGGUAGCUGCAUCAUGUCAUAUGUGUUCUGGAAGCGGGUUCAGGGUAUUUUUAUAUAGAUGCUACCUGGUGUUUAUACUCUUUCUCAUACAGUAUAGUAUUUAUUUAAAAAUUUCUAAUAGAAGUUUGAUAUUUGGUCUAAUAGUGUUCAGUGUUUUCCUGCCCUUUUAUUUGUACCAGAUUCCUAUCACACCUUUCUAUACUAACUUCUUUGCCUCUUGCUCCUUCCCCUAAUGCUGUGCUUGUGGUUUUAGGGCCUGAAUGCUGCCUUGUACUAUGAAAAUAAAGAUCCCCGCACAUUUGUCUCUCUGGUUCCUACCUCUGCUCACACUGGGGAUGGCAUGGGAAGUCUAAUAGCUCUUCUUGUUGAAUUGACGCAAAACAUGUUAAACAAGAGACUGGCACACUGUGAAGAGCUGAGAGCCCAAGUUAUGGAGGUAAUUUGAUAUGCAUCUUUUGAUCUGGAUUGAAAGGAAACAUUCUUUUUGUUGCAUGUGGAUAACCUGCAGCCCAUGGGCAAUAGAUGAAACCCUCAGAGCCCUUUCAUGCAUCUGGCACAGGUGCCCAUGUUGCAACCCUGCCACCAAAUUUACAUUUGGUCUCCUCCCUGCCUGAGCAGGCAAAGAAGAGAGCUUUAUGAGUGUAGGAGUGUACACCUUGCAGAAGCCUUUUCUGCCAGGAGGGGGAAGGAAACAGAUAGCAGGGAGAGAAGAGCGCUUCUGUGGGGUUGGAGAAGCAAAGCAGACAGAGUUGAUGUAAGUUGGGAGUCUGAGAUCUGGGGCAGCGGGGUGGGGAGUUGACGGAGAUUUUUUUUCUUCCUAGGAGAAAAGUUGUUUGACUCACUGUCAUCUAAAGUGAGGAGAUGAAAGGCAGAUUACUGAGAAAAUCAACAAAGGAGGAAAAUUUGAAAGACAAUUUUUUUGGAACAUGAUGUGUGUGCCUGUGCAAGGCUUUCUGCUUGUGGCCUUUGGAGAGAAAUGAUUUGACUGUCUUCUGUCUCUUAGGUCAAAGCACUUCCUGGUAUGGGUACCACAAUAGAUGUCAUUUUGAUUAAUGGUCGCUUGAGAGAAGGAGAUACCAUUAUAGUUCCUGGAGUAGAAGGUCCCAUCGUAACGCAGAUAAGAGGCCUUCUGUUACCUCCACCUAUGAAAGAACUUCGAGUGAAGGUAGGCAAGCAGCGUGUGGAAACACAUUCUCAAAUUAACUACUAAUGCCUAAUGCUAUUCAGCAGAAAUGCUUGGCAGUUCACGCUCUCCCUCACCUUUCUGGAAAAUAAUACAAAAUAACACUAUUAUUUCUUCACAGAAAUUGCCCUUUGCAGGAUCAGGACCAUUGAAGGGAGGUGGAGCUUUUGUGUUCAAUGGCCUCCUGUUGUUUUAUCCAUUUUUAGUCAUGUGGUUUGCCAGUGUACUGCUGUUAGCAAAAAUAACACCCUUAAAUUCUGAGGGCAGAAUAAGGCAUGCAAAUUGAGAGUAUAUACACAACUGUUGUAAUGUUGUAGGCCUUUUGAGUUUGUGGUAUGAUAUUUAUAUGAAUAUAAAAUAUGUAAUUUAAUACAAAACCAUUCUCAUAGCAAUACACUCCAUAUAUAUUUGCUUUAAUGGUCAUAUCUAAGUGCAGCAUUGUAAUAUUUUUUCUGCCACAAGGCCACAACUUAAAGCUUUUUUCGGGCCUUGAGCUUUCGAAGCUAUGAUCCACAAAUCUGAACCUGGAAAUAAUAUCUGAGAUAUAAGCUAUACAGAGUUACAAUGUACAUCUUUCUCUCCUUAGAAUCAGUAUGAAAAACACAAAGAAGUUGCUGCUGCUCAAGGAGUGAAGAUUCUUGGAAAGGAUUUGGAGAAAACAUUGGCUGGUUUACCUCUGCUUGUAGCUUACAAAGAAGAUGAAAUUCCGGUUCUUAAGGUUAGGCAUACAUGAUCUCUCUCAGAAUGGAAAUAGCUAGGAAAUCUCAGUGUGAGAUUAGGCUGCACGAGGACUAUGCUGCUUGGAGCUUCAUCAUCAGAAUAACAACUUUUUCAAGGGGAGAAGUCAGACUUUUAUUUCCAGGUAGAAGAAAGCAUACCUCUUUGAUUCAAAGAGUAAAAGUAAAAUAAGCCAGUAAUAGGGAAAAUCCGGACAGAAACGUUGUUGAGCCAGCUUUAGUUUAUGAACAUGCAGGCAGGGUCAUGCCUUAUGAGAAGUAAUGAUUGUUCUUAAUAGACGGAAUACCUGUGUUUUGAAAAGUAGAUUGCUAUAAGGUACAUGCUGCUCCAUCUUCUUGGGUAAGCUAUUAACUAUUCAGGUUCUACGUAGAAUUAAAAAACUUGUAUACCUCAGAUGCAGUUCUGCAUCCUUUAGAAUCGUGCAAGAAUUAAACUGGAAUCCGUGCUGAACUUUUAGGUAUUGCAGCAUGCUCUUGCAGGCCGUGAACAUGCGUGUUUAAAAUUAUCUGCUUUCAAACUCACCAAAGCUACUUGAAUUCAUUUAUUGUACUUCUGGAGUUUCCCCACUUGCUUCUGACCAUCUGUUCUUUCCUGGGACACAGUGAUAACUACUAAGUGUGGGCAGUGAACUGUCUGCUCCAGGGAUUGAGAGGGAUGACUUGGAGUUUGAUUUGUGGCAUUUCUGUCUAAACCUUUUUUGCAGUGAUGUGGUAGGCUUAGCUGUUAAGGGUUUGCUUCAUAUACUGCCACUUCAUGGCAUGAAGAAAGCUUUAACUUCCAGUGCUGUGAUCCACAGAUCUGAAGCUAUAAAUCAUGUUUGAGAUAUAAGCUAUACAUAGUUAUAUUGUACACUGUGCCACAUAGGGCUGAUGAAGAUAUUGGGAUUCUACUUGUACUGUCCAGAUGAUCUGUGAAACUUGACAAGCUAAGAUAAGUGAGAUCUCUUAAGAUGUGCUAUUUUUUUACAUUAAAAGGAUGAAUUAAUACACGAAUUGAAACAAACGCUGAAUGCCAUAAAGUUAGAAGAGAAAGGUGUUUAUGUGCAGGCAUCUACUCUGGGUUCUUUGGAAGCCUUACUUGAAUUUCUGAAAACAUCAGAAGUGCCAGUAAGUAUCCAAUUUUCUACUUUACAGUCUUAAAUUGCUGUACUCUGAAUUGGAGCAUAUUACAGAAUUGAAAACAGAGAUUAAUCGGACUUUUCCUCCCAUUUCCUGACAGUAUGCUGGAAUUAAUAUAGGCCCUGUCCAUAGAAAGGAUGUUAUGAAGGCAUCGGUUAUGUUGGAACAUGAUCCUCAGUAUGUAGCUUUUUAAAAUAUACAUUACUGUUACUAUUUGUAUAAUCAAAUUCCUGUCUUCCUCAUCAACCUUACAUUUUGUCUCCUAGGUAUGCAGUAAUCUUGGCAUUUGAUGUGAGGAUUGAACGAGAUGCUCAGGAAAUGGCUGAUAGUUUAGGAGUUAGAAUCUUUAGUGCAGAAAUUAUUUAUCACUUAUUUGAUGCUUUCACAAAGUAUAGACAAGACUAUAAAAAACAGAAGCAGGAAGAAUUCAAGUAAGUAGCAUUCUUGUGUUUAUUUUUUUGCUAUGUUGCAAGAUGUACGUGAAGAUUAUGAGAAGGGCUUGUUAGUAUCUGAAACUGAAGAAUUUUCAAAGUCAUUUUCUGAGCUACUUUUUUUAAAGCUAGGGACCAACUGUAUAUAGGACAGGAUUCAAACAACUAUGCAUGGAGUUUCUGUACGCCUACUAGUGCUUAGAAAGGAGCAGUUUGGCAUGUUGUAAGGAACUGCAGCUGGCAAAAAAGUGCAGAAAACCACCAGGGAGGUCUGUCAAUGAUAUAAGUACUUGAACAUAUACAUUAAGUUAUUAAGAUCUCUAAUGCAAGAAAAAUUAAAAUUCUGAACCGUAAGAAAUAGCAUUUUACCCUGGGUGUUUUGGUAUACAAUUUGAGUAAAUAAAUACCGAACUUUUCCGUGUAUAAGACGAGCUUUUUUUUACUGUAAAAUGAUGUUCAAAAAUGGGGGACGUCUUAUACACGGAUAGUGCGGGGGGGACGGGUGAUUGGUAGCAGCCAUGAUCAGGAGCUUGUCAGCUGUGAUUUUGUGGGUGAUUGGUGGUUGCGUAAAGUGCUGCUUUGGAUUGGCUGGUGCUGCGGAAAUUUGGUGGGUGAUUGGUUGCUGCGGCAAGUGUUGCUCUGGAUUUGCUGCUGCUUCGGCGAUUGAGCGUGCGUUUCCCAUCUGCUGUUUGUGAUGGUGCAGAGGCAUGAGUUUGGCAACGCAAGUGAUUGUCAGCUUUUGUAAUUUGGGUUAGUGGUUUUCGGCAUUCCCCCCUGAGAAAAGCUCAACAACUCUGGGCCAUCUCCCCCCAUUUUCUUAAAUUUGAGUCCCCAAAAAUAGGGGCAUCUUAUUCGCUGGAGUUAUGUCAGAAUUUUUUUGCUGGCUCACUCAGCUGUGUGAGGGACAAGUGAUCUUGUUACAGCUAGUUGCUGUGUGUUGUAACUUAGGCUACUAACUCCAGCACCAGGUGCCCACAUACUCCUAAAACUAUUAUUGUUCACUCACCUACUGCAAUCCAGGUCUUGUUGAUCAUUAAAAAAGAUACCUGCUCAUGACUAGCUAUACUAUGACAAAGAUGCACAUCCCACUGAAAACAAUAGAGUACCAAUACAGUGGUUCCUCUGGUUACGAACUUAGUUCAUUCUAGAGGUACGUUCUUAACCUGAAACCAUUCUUAACCUGAGGUACCACUUUAGCUAAUGGGGCCUCUCGAUGCCACCGGUGCGCGAUUUCUGUUCUCAUCCUGAGGUAAAGUUCUUAACCUGAGGUACUACUUCGGGGUUAGCGGAGUCUGUAACCCAAAGUGUUUGUAACCUGAGGUUUUUUUAACCCACUGUACGCUGUACGCAUUACUGAGAUGUGCAUUGGUUGUGCAAUUGGAUCCACUUCCCAGUCCAGCAAAAAGUAUACACAUAGACUCCUGCUGGAUAGCUCAGUUGGUCAGAGCAUGGUGCUGAUAACUCCAAGGUUGCAGGUUUGAUCCCCUUAUGGGAUGGCUGCAUAUUCCUGCAUGGCAGGGGGUUGGACUAGAUGACCCUCAGGAACUCUUCUAACUCCAUGAGUCUGAUUUAUGUAUGGAGCUUUUUCAUAAUCAAAAUAAACUUUGAAGCAAGGGCUGAUUUGUAGAAUGACUAACCAUAGUGGGUGGCUGUCUGCAAUCAUUUGGCACACAGAAGGUGGUAAAAUUCUCCUCCUUAGCACUUUGUAAAAGAUUACAGGUAACCCAUACAGUUGAACAACGUAAGAUGCCUGGUUGUUUAGUACCCUGCCAAGUGUUAAGGAGGAUUCUUGCAUAUACCAGGUGCAGAUAUAAUGUGUAGAAUGGAUGCCUUAUGGGCUAAUAAGAGCAGCUUACCAUGUUUUUACAUGUACAUCAUGGCUACUACUUUAAAAAGUUAUCUGUAUCCAUGUUUUACUUGUGUUUACCAAAACCUGUUGUUUUCCCCCCCUAUAGGCAUAUAGCAGUAUUUCCUUGUAAGAUGAAAAUACUUCCUCAGUUUAUUUUUAAUUCUCGAGAUCCUAUAGUGAUGGGAGUCAUUGUGGAAGCAGGUCAGGUAAAACAAGGAACGCCCAUGUGUGUACCUAGCAAAAAUGUGAGUAUUCUGUUUUCUUAAACUGAGUCUUAACAGAUGGCAGGCUGUGUACUGGCCAGAGUCAGGAUAUUUGCUCUCUUUACUCUGCCUCUCUUAAUAUUAGUAUAGUCUUAACUUACCAUAUGGAAUAACUAUAAAGCAGGAAUGGGUGAUCUGUGUCCCUCCAAAUGUUAUUACACUAACAACGCCCAUCAGCCCCAGCCAGCAUGAUCAGCAUAUUUCCCAUUUCUGCCAGGAGCAAGGGUUGUGCAUAGUAACCUUCCAGCGUUAGCAGUAGAGAAAACGAACAGCAAGCAGUGCAGUGAAUGUAGGCUAGACUAAAGUGUAAGUUUGGGCUGCGUAACAAAUGUUUCCUUCAUGCUUACAUGUCCCUAGAUCUAACUUAGCCCUGCAGUUGUGAAUCUUAAAUUUGACAAGACCUAAAUAUUUUCUGAAAUAAUUAAAUGCAUGAGUAAUGGAGCCAAUUCAAAUACCGACUUAACAACUUGCCUAAUCUAAAACUGACCACCUAUUGACUAAAAUGUUUUCAGCCCAGACCGCUUUGCCAGUGGUGGUGGGUGUUUCGCUAUGUCUGAGGUCCACAGAUUACCCAACUCUGUUUUAAAUCAUAAUCAGUAUUACAUAAUAAAACAGCGUUUUUUAUGCACAAUAGAGAGAAAACUUGUAUGUGGCAGUUUAGAAUUGUAUCUCUUAAAUACAGUCAUAGCUGUAGUAGCCUUAAACAACUUAGGAGCUGUGUUCUUGAACUUGCAUUGUGGUAUAAAUGUAGAGAUUAUAGGGUAGUUUUCACUUGACAAACUCAGUCAGCAAAAGCCCCAAACAUGGAAUUCUACUUGUGUAAAAGGGGCUUUCUGCGCCUCUCCUCCCCCUGCGCCCUCCAAAAUUGGCUCAAAGCAGACAGGUAUGUUCCAACUGGCAAGCGAAAAUGCUUGCACAUAUAGAACAUUCAUCAUAUGCCAUGUUGAAUUCCAUCCAUGUACUCCUAGAAACAAGGCCUGGUAGGUGUAGCAGGCCACAAGGUGACUCAAGCCUGGGAGGAGUCCCCCUUGCCAGCAGCAAUCCUCAGGAAAGUGAUUAAUACUGGUGUGAGUAGGAACCUUUGUACAGGAGUCUCCAUUAUGGUCUUGGUAAUAUUGCUAUGGCUCCCUUAGUUCUGGAGGGUAAUGAAAGAAUCCAUAUUGUAAUCUUCUAUUGUAGAAUCUCAUUCAUAUUAUGCUAGUAGAUGAGCCAAUAGAAGAUUGGCAUAUUGAUUUGUUAUGAUUGUAUAUAGAUUUCUAGCAGCAGCCAAGUUUAUUUACUGUGUCUACUCUAAUCCUCCUAGCUGUGUGUUUCUAUAAAUUAGUUGGGUUGCUAAUAAAACUUAAGAGCUCUAAAAUGUCCUGUGUUUCUGUUGCAGUUCAUUGAUAUUGGAAUAGUUACAAGUAUUGAAAUAAAUCACAAACAAGUGGAUGUUGCAAAAAAAGGUCAAGAAGUCUGCGUGAAAAUAGAACCUAUUCCUGGUGAAGCACCUAAAAUGUUUGGGCGCCACUUUGAAGCAACAGAUAUACUUGUCAGCAAGGUAGGUGCUUAUGUUGUGAGUGGGAUGGGUUCGCAUUCUUCGAAAGACUCAGUCACAUGUUGUGGACAUCAAGGAGCAACCCUGUGUGUGCGUUUAGCAGCUUCUGGUGGUGCACCAGCUGCUCCCUUUCCUGAAAAGGAAUGCGCUAGCCAUAUUAAAUCAUGCUUCAGUGCACUCUUUUAUUGUGCUCUUAACAAUUGGCUUUUUCUUUUGAAGUAGAGUGUUGUCCUUGUAAGCGUGUUUAGUUACAUAAGCUUAGUUUCAUGGACAUGCGGAAUGAGCACACAAGUUUGUACCAGUGACAUGCACCCCAAAGUGCUUAUUUAUGGCAUUCUCAGUAUGGCUAAACAGAUUAGAGAAUCAAGCCAACAUUCAAUCCACCUGCAGUUUUACACUGAUGAAAUUGUUAUAGAAGUUUAGAGGUAGGUAACGCGAGUUGCAGUGCAGCAUUAGCUAGAGGGCUAGAGCUUCCAUAACCUUUACAUCCUUCCAUCAGAAGAGUUGUGGUGAUCUUAGGAUACCCCCUUCUUUGGCUGUGGCAAAGCUGUCCUGGGACAGAUUCAAAAACAGCAGAGGAUACAGAAUGAGGCACUGCAUAUCAAAGUGUCUUUGGUGUUUUGAGUUUGCUGCUUGUCGGCCUCUAGUUAUAUAAUUCUGAAUAUUAUGAGUUUCAAAUUGUUAGCUGUCUUGUUAUCCCCUGUUUUAGGAUAAACACAUCUUUUCAUGAUGAGAUAUGUAUUUAUUAAAUAUUGAUGGUAAACCAUGAUUGUAUUUAGCAUAUAUGCUACUGUAAAUAUGCAGCAUAGUUGAUUCUUGCUUGUCUGUUCUGUCCAGAAGGAUGUAGUUGCACAAAACAUCUCAUUUAUGUGCUACCAGGACUUAUCUGACCUUAAGUAGCUCACAUAUGAUCAGGCAUGUCCGAGUACUAAAAGUGGUUUGCUCAAAUCUGCCUAGUUAGCAAAGUUAAUUUGCACUUGCUUAUUCAUUUGUGUUAUCACAAUGUGUAUUUUGUGUUCUAUCUGCAGAUUAGUCGUCAGUCCAUUGAUGCCCUGAAAAACUGGUUCAGAGAUGAAAUGCAAAAGUCUGACUGGCAGCUUAUUGUGGAGCUAAAGAAAGUAUUUGAAAUCAUAUGAAGUUCUUUUAAGCAAUGGGCAAGCUAGCAUAAACCCACAAUUCCUAUUACAAAAAUCACCAACAGCAGAUUAUAAUGAAUGUGCUGUUGAUUAACAUCUGGGGGGAAAUAGGUGGAUAAAAUGUUUUCCAUGAGAAACCAAGUAACUUUCACUGGUUUGACAGUGGUCAAUUUACAUGUCCCUGUGGCUCCAAUGUGCCUGUGCCCCCACUGUCCUCCCCUUUAUACUGGCUACUGUUUUAAAGUUUGGCCUUCCCAGAUCUCUCAUCUGAAAUAAAAAAAUAAUAAUUUUUUAUGACAGAACUCAACUUUCACUUUUAUACUUGGUAAGAUCAGUGCUGCAGUAUUUGAUUGACCAAAGUCCUGCAGAGGUUGUGAUUCUUGGAAUUUUUUUGAUGUAAGAAUUGUUUAUUUAUGCAUACCUCUUUUUGCCCCUUGAUUUUUCAACAUUCUUCUGCUUUGUGCCUAUAGGAAUUUUUUAAGGUAGAAAAAUUAGGCAAUUGGGUAUCUGUGUUUGCUUUGUGUGAAACAAUGAUGUAAAGCAUAGUUGGCUGCCUUUGCUUGCACAGUUUGUCAAACUGUAAUAAUGUUGACCUGCAAAAUAAAGGAAAAUGGACAUUAUCCUGUUAAAUUACCUUCUAAUAAAGGCAGCACAGCAUGCAACAUGUAUAACUGUCAAGUUAAAUUGUUACCAGUGGCUGAUCCUAAUAAUUCGUUCAGCUGCAACUUAAUUGAUACUAGAUAUGACUGCUGCAGUCUUGUCUUAACUGAACAGUUCUUGUAGAGCUGUUUGCAGUAUCUGGUAAGGGGACUAGUAGAUUAACACUGCAAUCCAGUAUUUAUAGCCACUGAAUUCAGGGGGACUUAUUAUUGGGUAAGUGUGUACAUAACCACAGUCUAAAUCACCUUUAGGAUGGUGCAAGCUAGAGAGGAUCCCAUGUCAUGUGAGCAGCACUGCUGAAGUUACAUACGACAUGGAAGGCAGAUCUUGACGGGAUCCUACAUGCAACUAAGGAACUAAACAUACCCACAAACCCCUAACCCUUCUUGGUUAUCUAGUUGCAAACAUUCAACCAUGUGUGUCCCCUCACCCUUGUAACUGCAGGGAUGCAGACACUCAUGGGUGAGUGGAAGGGAAGGUAGAACUUCCCACUUCGGUCCCUACUUCCCAGUUCCUCACUGGCCCCCAAUAUCUACUAGUCAGAUAGGACAAUGAAGCAAGGUACAGGUAAGCCAACAACAGCAUCCUUUCCACAACAACACAGCCAGUAAGUCUGGGAUAAUGGGAGGGCACCACAGUGGAUACAACUGUGUUAAAGAACACUGUGCCAUAUCUCACUGCAUAUCUUUAGCCUCUUUCACAUGCAGCCUUCAAAUAUUUCACUGGGCUUUUAAUAGCAGAAUCACAAAAUAAAACGAAAUAAGCUGUGAUCAUUAGGAUGUUGAAAUUUGCUGGAAUUUAUCCUAUACUUACAUGAAACUGGAAGCGAGCACUGCUUUUAGUCAACACAGUAGAAGCAACACCUAGAAACUCCUUGUCUGCUCCUAAAGUCACUAUGCAAACAAGCAAACUUUGGAAAAAGGUUAUGAGGAUGAAAGAGUAUUUUUAAAAGAACUGUAUUUCUGUCAUACCACCACUUUAAACAGGUAUGUUUGCCACUGUAUGGUGUCUGUAAGCUUGAAUGGAUAGAAGUGGAAUAUAUAAAUGUUAAACAUUAAUGCUAUUUUAUCGCAUCAUUGAGUUAACAGUUGCUUGAAAAACUUCUCAGAGAGUUACCUCUAAUAGAACUGGAGCACUAAGACAAUAGAAUCUGUACAAAUUACAUACAGUUCUUUAUUAAACAACUGUAAACACUUCACUGUAAAAAUCCAUAAAACUUUUAUAAACCAACAUUUUGUAAAUAGAUUCUAUACUACAAUAAAAGAAUUUGAACACAGU
Messenger RNA from Podarcis lilfordi (Lilford's wall lizard), 32492 nucleotides. The record is from the annotation of a GenBank genome assembly. NCBI's taxonomy places the organism in Eukaryota, Metazoa, Chordata, Lepidosauria, Squamata, Lacertidae.